Messenger RNA from Oreochromis aureus, 8459 nucleotides. RefSeq names its product pleckstrin homology-like domain, family B, member 1b (gene phldb1b). The transcript is spliced from 24 exons. The coding region runs from base 25 to 4887 and encodes 1620 amino acids. Gene Ontology annotation, molecular function: protein binding. The record is from RefSeq and is a predicted model, not a curated record. Gene Ontology annotation, biological process: regulation of microtubule cytoskeleton organization. Gene Ontology annotation, cellular component: basal cortex. Lineage: Eukaryota; Metazoa; Chordata; Actinopteri; Cichliformes; Cichlidae.
GCAGCAACAGGUCUGACCUUCUGAAUGGGAGUUUACAUGAAGGGAAGCUUGAAACAAAAGACCACGAUCAGGACAAAAAGACAGUCUGAAGAAGCUAAAGUCACCGAGCAGUGCCACAGGCGCCCCGCUCACAGUCGAGUCCCUGCUGGGUUUGCUGGGUCGGUCAGUCUGGAGCAGCGUGGUGCCGUGGAGGUGAUGCACUUGCUGGACAACUGGAGAAAGGAUCUUCAUGUGUCGCAGGGAGCUGUGGACAGCUCAGUGGAUAUGGACCGCCUGAACAGGAACAUGCCCGAGUGUGGACAGCAAACUCACCAGGUGUUACAGAGCACCCCCCUGGACCUGAUCGAGACCGGAAAGGGGCUGAAGUUCCAAGCAGAGCGCCCCCACUUGGUGAGCUUGGGGAGUGGACGACUGAGCACAGCCAUCACCCUGCUGCCACUGCCUGAGGGCCGGACCACUCUGGGUCAUGGUCCCAUGGACAUCAGCAUCCAGGGUCCUGGUGUGGCAGCUCAGCACUGCUACAUAGAGAACAGGUCAGGGGUUAUCACGCUGCACCCCUGUGGGAACCUCUGUGCUGUUGAUGCCAUCCAGAUUAGACAGCCCACUCGCCUGUCACAAGGCUGUAUGCUGUGUUUUGGCCAAUCAGCCUUCUUUCGCUUCAACCACCCCGAGGAAGCCUUCAGGAUGAAGAGUAUGAUGCCCCAAGGAGGAAGUGUCCCUGCUGGAGACUACAGACUCUGUGCAGACACAGAGAGCUUGGUCAAUGGGAAUCACCAGGCCAGUCCAGCCCAGUGUCCCCCAGCUCCUGGAGAGAAAGUCCAAUCCGAGCACAGCGCUAUCGUCAGCUCUAUUGAGAGGGACCUCCAGGAGAUCAUGGAUUCUCUAGUCAUGGAUGACCCUCAGCCUUCUUCAUCGGAGGCCAAAAAGAUUCCCGGGGGCCAGUCCGCAGCUCACUCUCCGCUGUCACCUAUGGUCAACGGAGGGGGCCGGUAUCUGUUAUCACCUCCUACCAGCCCAGGGGCCAUGUCUGUGGGGUCCAGCUAUGAGAACACAUCGCCUCCUUUUUCCCCACUGUCCUCACCCUCAGCAGCCAGCAGUGGAAGCUUCACCAGUCCAUCUCCUAGUGGAGGACCCCAGGACCAGAGUUCUUCUCUGCCGCCAGUGCCUGUACGCUCCUCUAGCUACAACUUCACCGCCCAGCCUCCGCCGGUACCCCAGCCACGGACCAUAUUGCCUAACUUCAGCAGCAGUGGGGUGAGCCAAAAGGUUCAGGAAAGCCCCAGGUUGCCACGAAAGGUCUUAACAGAGGCUCUUCCAAGCCCCAAGCCAAGCCACAGAGGACUGGGCCAAGAUGGGUCUGAGAGCCCUCGGCAGACCCCCCUUCUGUCCUCCAGUGAAUCUCUUAGCAGUAGAAACGCUGUGCCAAGUAGCCCCAGGCUCACACCCAAGUUUCCGACCUGUUCAUCCCCAUCGCCCUCCAGCCCCAGGACCAAGACUGCGACAGUGCUCCAAGAAAGACCUGCCAGCCCCUUCAGAGAGCACGCCCCUCUGGCCGAUCGCUCUCUUACUUCCAGCCCCUCCAGGCAGCUUUCCCAACCCACCAGAGCGUUCCAGCCUCCCCUGGACCCUAUCGUCCACAUAAUCCAAGGAUCACCUCUUCAGCAGCAUCCACGCUCGUUGCAGCCCCCAGAAAGCCCUCGCUUGGCCCGAAGGAAUGUGGAAGUGAACGGGGGCGGUGGAGCGGGCAGCAGUAUGAGAGAGUUGCCACCUUUAAGCCCCUCCUUGGCUCGCAGAGGGAUUCCAGUUCUCCCAGGGGCACUUCCGGGCACGGUGAACCCACUGAGGCCUCUGGACAGCCCCUCAAAUCUGGGCAAGGUUGUUCCAGAGAGCCCCAGACUUCGGCGCAAGUCGGAGGAGCAGACUUGCGGCAGAGGCAUCCGAGCUCGCAGUCCUUCACCUACCUCUUUGUUGACGGAGGGCAGCGUCGGGGGCGCGGGGGUACGGAAAGCGAGCUUUGGGAAUUCCUUGUCGCCUGCUUACAGUCUGGGCUCAUUGCCAGGUUCCUCUCCUGUAGCCAGCCCAAGGACCCACAGAAAGAUGUCUGCAGGGAGACCGCACCCCGGUAUGAGGGAGAGAAAGAACAGCAUCACAGAGAUCAGCGACAACGAGGACGAUCUGCUGGAGUACCACCGACGACAGAGAGAGGAGAGGCUCCGCGAGCAGGAGAUGGAGAGGCUGGAGAGACAGCGACUAGAGACCAUCUUAAACCUCUGUGCUGAGUACAACAAAGGAGAGGGCACCGGCCUGGAUCCGCUGUGCUCGGGGAGGUUGGGAUUCCCAGGAUGUCUGGAGAACGCGCCGGGAGGGAUGGCGUCUUCAAACACGCUCCGUCUAGCACAGAGACAGAGGGAGAGCGACGAGGAGAACCUGAAGGAGGAGUGUAGUAGCACAGAGAGCACUCAUCAGGAGGUGAGGACGUCUCCUGCUCCCAGCGCAGCAUCCACACUGCACAAUGGAGACAGACAGCACGAAGACUCCUCCAGCGCAGGCAGCGGUGGUCGUGUGGAGCUGGGCUACCUGGAGGAAGAGCGGGUCCGUGUUCUGGCUCGGAUUGACGAGUUCAAAACCCGGCUCACAGAACUGGAGCAGCAACUCCAAGAGUCCAAACAAGAGGCUGAGAUGGAGCGCGCCUUACUGCAGGGCGAGAGGCAAGCAGAGCUCGACCAGAUAGAGACCGAAACAGAUAUCAUCGCUCAGCUGCAGCACAAGCUGGACGAGCUGGAGAGCGCCAUCCAGAGAGAGAAAGACAAGGAGAGGGCUAAUGUUGAGGCCGAGCGCCGGGUUCUGCAGAGCCUCCAGGAGGGCUACGCUGAGCUGAAGAACCAGCUUCAUAAUUGUCCCGAGUCCCUGCGGGAACAGUUGCAGGAACAGCUCAAAAGGGACGGAGAGGCACUGGAAGCAGGAACUAAAAAGUUUGAGGACCUGGAGUUUCAGCAGCUGGAGAGAGAGAGCAGCCUGGAGGAAGAGCGAGAAACCAUCAGCCAGCAGCUGCUGCAGGAGAGAGCCGAGUACCAGCACAGUGUGGCCAAGAGGAAGGAGAAGGUGUCGGCUCUGGAGAACCAGGCCAACCAGCUCGGCCUGCAGGCAGCUCAGGAGUGUGAGCGGCUGGCUAAAGACCGAACGCUCACACUGCAGAUGCUCCAGAAGGAGAAGGAGAGGCUGUCAGCCCUGGAGAAGAGAUACCACAGUCUGACUGGAGGAAAGAGCUUCCCCAAGUCUUCCACUGCCAUGAGGGAGGAUUAUGUGACAGUGGGCCAGUUAAAUCAGAUGUAUGGGAUGCCAAAGGUGGAGUCGUCCCCUACCUCCCCACUUCGCCAGCCCCUGCAGCCCGGAGCAGUAGACCCCACCUUCUCCUGCCUCCCCUCUCCUCAUGCCUCCUUCCCCCCUCUCUCUUUAGAGUCUGAAGGCUGCAGGCCUCACCUGUCCAAGCUAGACUUAGAGCAGUGGUACCAGGAGCUGAUGGCUGGCUCCAGCCACCUCUGUCCUCCCUCUUUGCCAGCCAGAUGUUUGUCGGGCCGCAGGCCUGUGCUGCAGGUGUUCCGCUCCAAGCUGGACAGCGAUCCCGGCUUUUCCUUCCACCAGCCUAAGUCCGGCUCUGCUUCCCCCCUGCAGCAUGGAGCAGCAACGCUAGGACGCAACACAGGCUCCAAGAGCCCCCUGCUGGCGGUCGGCAGCACCGGAAGUCUCCCCAGGAACCUGGCUGCAACGCUGCAGGACAUCGAGACCAAGAGGCAGCUGGCUCUGCAGCAGAAAGAGCCCCAGACCUCCAGACAGAGCGCCGUAGAGGGAAGCUCAGCAGGUCAGCAGGUGAUCGAAGAGCAGCGCCGCCGUCUGGCCGAGCUCAAGCAAAGAGCAGCAGCCGAGGCUCAGUGCCAGUGGGAGGCCCUCCACGGCUCCCAGCCUCACCUCAUGACCUCGUCCUCCCCGUCUCCCUCCUACUCCCCCAUCAUGGCCUACAGCCCCGCGCUGAGCCACACUUCCUUGGGGCCCCCUCCUCUGGUUCAUCACUCCAUCCUGCACCAUCAGCCCCCGUCGGCCGGGGAGCAGCCGUACGACACCCUGAGCCUGGAGAGCUCGGAUAGCAUGGACACCAGCGUGUCCACUGGGAACAACUCGGCCUGCUCGCCUGACAACAUGAGCGGUAUUGGAGGUGUGGACGCGCUGAAGAUCGAGGAGAUGGAGAAGAUGCUGAAGGAGGCGCAGCUGGAGAAAGCCAGACUUAUCGAAUCGCGGGAACGGGAGAGCCUGGCUCGCCGUCAGAUGCUCGAGGAGGAGAGGAGGAGGAGGGAGGAGGCCGAGAAGAGACUGCAGGAUGAAACUUUCCACCGGCAGCAGCUGGUGGAGAAGGAAGUCAAGAUGAGGGCCAAGAACUUCUCUCAGGCCCGUCCUAUGACUCGCUACCUGCCCAUCAGGAAGGAGGAGUUUGAUUUGCGCUCGCACAUCGAGUCGUCUGGUCACAGCGUGGAGACGUGCUAUCACGUCAUCCUCACCGAGAAGAUGUGCAAGGGCUACCUGGUGAAGAUGGGAGGCAAGAUCAAGUCGUGGAAGAAACGCUGGUUUGUGUUCGACCGCCUCAAAAGGACUUUCUCGUACUAUGUUGACAAACACGAGACCAAGCUGAAGGGAGUGAUCUACUUCCAGGCUAUAGAGGAGGUUUACUACGAUCACCUGCGCAGCGCCACAAAGAGCCCCAACCCCUCGCUGACCUUCUGUGUGAAGACCCACGACCGCCUCUAUUACGUGGUGGCCCCGUCGGCCGAGGCCAUGAGGAUGUGGAUGGACGUGAUCGUCACGGGAGCAGAGGGGUACACGCAGUUCAUGAACUAAGAGGAGCGCUGGGACGAGCCGGCGGCUUUGGCGGGGACGCUCCCAUCACAGACUAAGACUCUUCCUGUUUCCUGUCCUCCGAUGGCUCGCCUUCCUGUGUUACUUUUCAUUUUGAAUCUAACAUCUUUGAUUUGACCGUGUACUUGUUUCCACGUCCACUCUAUGUGAUUCUGUUUGGAUUUAAAAAGGGAGGACACACACACACACACACACACACACACACACACACUCGUCUGUAUAUAAACCAAAUGUAAACCUGUCAAAGACUUUAUUACAAAGCCUUUCUAUAUUGCCAAAUGGAGAUCUUAUAGUUAACUGUUUGUUGAACUUUUGUAUUUUUUGUUCCUUUAUUUCUUUUUUACUUGUAGAGAAAAUUGCCAAAUCACACGAUGCCAAUGUUUUUUCCUUUUGUGACUUUGUUAGACAGGAACAGUUUGAUUGAAUCCUGUAAUCAUUUUUAGAAAUAUUUCAAAAAAAAAAUCUAAUUUCCAAUGUAUAACCUGAGAAAUACUGUAAUCCCUGAGUGAGCCGGAGCUGGAGAGGACGUUUGUCUGUAACGGCGAAACACAGAGGAGCGUGUUUCAGCUUCACACUGAAGACGAACACUAAGCCAAUCAGCAUCCACAGCUACACCCACGGCUCCACCCUGUUCCUAUCUCCACACACAGGCUUACCAAAGUAACUGGAAGUGACGUUAGACUGUGAGCCGCUACGCUCAGGAGUUCACUCUGCAGUUCUCACAGCAGUUUGCCCUGUGGAGGGUUGGGAAGGUGUCAGUAUUGAAGCUGCUCGUUGACCAGGCUUUGUGCAGGAUUUGGUGCAUUUCAGUUAAUGUGGUACAAUACACAGUACUGUGUAUCAAAGCUAGCAAGAGCUGGUGAGACACUAAAACAUGUAGCUAAUGCCACAAGAGCGUUAGCUUAGCAUGAAGACUGGAAGCCCUGAGAAACGUUAGCCUGGAUCUGUGUGAAAAAAACAGUCGUGGUUUUAGUGCAUCUCAUUGGCUGUCCCACUCAGUCUUUAUAGUAAACUGGUCAUUUCCUUUGCUUUAUCUACUUGGUUCUUGGUGUUUUGUAUUUAGCUAAAGCUAGGUAGCGUUCUUAGCAAGCUAAAAAUGAGACAAGCUGCUAGCUUAAAAGUCUCGCUUUCUAGCUAGCUCUGUCCCUUUGCUUCCAGUCUUUUUGCUAGUCUGAGCUAAUGCUAUAUAACUCUUAAAGAGGACCUGGCCUUCUGUAUUUUCAUGUAGGUACAGUAUACAGGUUGUAUACAUUCAGUCAUUAUUUCAAUCAUUUUUGCGGCGUCACAACAAACUGAUCAGCUUGUCAAUCAGUCGUCUGCUGUAGGCACAAGAAGCCUGAGCAGUACAGGCGUGACAUAAACACUGCACGCUGCCCCAUGGUAGGCUUCCUGACGUUCUGCAAUCAAUGAUAGUGGGCUUUCAGGGAGGGGAGGGAGUCUCGAGAGACGGAUGCUGAAAUGGCCCAGACAGGAUGAACCGAGGGGCUCUAAAGUUGCCCAACUAAAGAUGAACUGAAAGCAGAGAGAGAGAUGGGUCCUCUUUAAGAAAGCGUUCAUAAUCCAGACGCUCAUCGGUUCUUUCACAGCUUUGAAACUGGACUUUCCCCAAAAGUUUUUCAUGUGCUGUUUUUAAACCAGGGGCAACAAGCUCGCCUCAUCAUCAGCUAGCCACAAUCUCUACUUUCCUAAAUUAUUAAUUACGUAAUGCAGAAGCGGUCGGUCUAUCACAUUCACUGGGGGACCUUGAGUCUCAGAGACUGACCGCUACACUGGUCUCACCAAAGCUGCCACGUUCUCAGUGCACUUGUGAAUAUGUUGAACAGGAAUCUCUCACUGUGUCUGUAUCAAGCUGUCAUUUUGCCAACUAGGUGCAAACUGCAUCUCUUCGUGUGCACAAAGUGGUAAAUCUUCUGUUUGCCAAGUAGCCUUUAGCUAACCUGAUAUGACUGCUGGGAAGCAGCCAUCACCACUGCCAGCCUAAGCAACGGCUACCAGAAGGCACCAAUACAGGACCACACAACACUACGGACUGAUGCAAUUCAGAACUGUGCCUUGACUAUGUUGUUAUUGUUGUCGAUGCCGUGUCUGAGAGUACAGUACAGCCUCUCUUGGAGGUCCCAGUUAUAUGAAUGCAUUGACUUUGUUUCUGAGCUUUGCCACUGGGAUGUGGCACCAGAGGCCCUGAGUGGUGGGGAUCAGCUACGACACUAUUGGACAAAUGUAAUUUUGUGUUUUAUUUUUCUUUCGACCAGUUUAAUUCAAUAUUUAUUUCGUCGUAGCAUCAAUUAAGUCGUCUGUUACAAAAGUGGAGCGAGAAUCCCAGCGUUUGGUGACUGUAGGGAGGAAGAACUUCAGUAGAUCCAGGAUCAGGGAGGGGCACAGAAAGACCUGAUAACAAUAAAAAGAAUGAAAUGCUUAGUAUGAAAGCAGCUGUAUGCAGAUUUAAGGUGAAUUCACCAGUUUAAUUAAAAAAAAACAAGCGAGUUGCAGUACUGACGAUAUAUGCUGUACUGAAGUAAAGGUAGAAGUAUUUAUACUCCACUGCAUUCUCUCAUAUUACACUCUAAAAGCUGAACGUCGUGGCCGUCAGCUCAUUUAUGUAGCUCGUUUGUUUUCAGUUGAAAUCGGCAGAGUUCCAUUUUUAUGGAAUGAUUCUUCUACACAACCCUACAAAGGGUCAUACUGCAUAACAAGUACAGCUUUUUACACUGCAGUAUUGCUGCUUUCAAUAUUUAGUUGUCCAUGCUGACAGGUGGCUCUUUCAUUAAGUACCCAAACAUUUCCCCUGCAAUGGAGCGAUGGGCUGAUUCCUUGGUUCCAUUAUGAACAUUUGUCUUAAAACUAAAACCUGCUCAGUCUCUUUCUGUGGCCCGCUGCCUGCACCAGGAUGGAUAAAUCGAUCUUGCACCUCCGGCUUUAAUGGAGCGCCUCAUCUCACCGUGGUUGGUUUGGGAUCAGCAGGUUUCCAGUGCUACUCUGAUUUGUAGCAGCAUGCGGAGCUGGUUUCAUGUGUCGGUACAGUGAUGAUCACUUAUGGUUGUGGUGCCUGAGACAGUGAUAUGUUUACUUGUUAUAAGACUAGUGAAAAGACCUUAAUAUACUCUGUCCCUACCACCCACUUGCCUUUUAUUUCCCUGCACAGUGAGGACGUGCAAACCAAACUAUUCAACACUGGCGAGGCUGUUAAAUCUCGUCUGUGGAGAGCAGGUGGUGUACGCAUCACUGUCAUCUAUUCUGUAAAGACGAUGCCUGAAUGAAAACAUGGAAAUCAAACAGUAUUGUAUGGAAAGAAGUACAAUUUUUACUUGUAUCAUUUUAGAAGUUUUAUUGUCAGUUACAUUUCAGAUGGUAUGGUAGUGAUGUAUCAGCGAAUAAUCCACCUCACACUCACCAGACUCUAGUUUUCUUCAUAAAGUGGUUCCUGUCUCUCACAUGCACACACGCACACACACACACACACUUAGUACUCGGACCAUGCUGUUAUUGGUACCCUGUAUGCCUCGUGUCAUUUUCAUGUAUGGAUUGUGUCAGCUCUAUUAAACGACUAUCACAGA